UGGCUCUCCUCUACAGCUGAUGUUUUGUUUAUCAAUUUUCUGAUGUGUAACUAAUGGAAACGGCGUGCACUGCCUGCACUUUUCCGCCGAUUGCGCCCAAGCAAAAUGCUGCACGCCGACCUGGUGCUGGGCUCCUUGCUGCUGGUGUCCGUGUGCGUCCUGGGCGAUCGUGUGUGCGGACUGUCAGUGCUGCAGGCGAGCAAAUGGGCGGCCCUGAAGGCCCUGGCUGACUCGGUGACCCACGGCCUCGUCGGCGGACUCUCGUGGUGGAUCCUCGUCGGCAUCCAGUGGCCGCACACGCCUACGGUGUCGCGACUCCUGCAGACCGUCUGGGUCACCUUCCUUGCCUCGGCCGUCGAUCUGGACCACUUCGUCGCCGCCGGCACGCUUAACAUUCAUGAGGUGGUGCGUCUGCCGCACCGGCCGCCGCUCCACUGCACGGGGCUGUGCGCGGUGGCUUUCGGCGCGCUGCUCGUCUGCGCCCGCUUCUACCCCGGCAUGCACCUGCUGCCGUGGCAGUGGCUGCUGGCCUUCUCGACGCACCACGUGCGCGACGCCACCCGCCGCGGCCUCUGGCUGGUGCCCGGCCUCUGGUCAACGAGGCCGCUACCCUACGGCCUCUACUUGGCCCUCGAGGUGGCCGCCGCGCCCCUCGUAGCCUUAAUUGCACCCGAAACCGCCCUCAGAGGUGCUGCAACGAGUCCGAACAAGCUUGCUGCGCUCAUCUGAACGUGCCAUUUAAUUUAAUGCGUGGGACAAUCAGAGACGGAAAGUACUCGUUUCAUUGGUAAUAAUUGUUGUGAGCUUUUUACUUAAAUGUGAUUUAGCAAGGUGUGACAUUUUACAAAAUAUAGUUUUUUUGUAUUAAUAUGUGCACGCUGAUAAUUUAUUUAUAAAAAAUGUGCAAAACACACAGUAAAUUUAAGUUUUUUACAAUUA
Molecule: messenger RNA, 939 nt
Organism: Cloeon dipterum
Lineage: Eukaryota; Metazoa; Arthropoda; Insecta; Ephemeroptera; Baetidae
Product: transmembrane protein 267
Exons: 2
Coding region: 106-729 (207 amino acids)
Source: RefSeq, a predicted model, not a curated record